UAUCCACGUAUCAAGUGCUCUGCGUCGUACCUUCGCCGCUGGAUUGUGCCAGGAGUGAUCUGCACACUUGCGUCGGGUAUGGACCGAAGGGAACUCCAACUCAUAUCUCCCGUGGAGACAAAGACACUCGAAUCACUGGCCGGAACCACCAGCGAAUUGUGCUCCUCCAGCGGACGUGGAGGUUGA
Messenger RNA from Sphaeroforma arctica JP610, 186 nucleotides. RefSeq lists its product as hypothetical. NCBI's taxonomy places the organism in Eukaryota, Ichthyosporea, Ichthyophonida. The transcript has a single exon. The record is from RefSeq and is a predicted model, not a curated record. The annotation marks the transcript as partial.